This is a messenger RNA of Cylicocyclus nassatus, 1262 nucleotides long. The record is from the annotation of a GenBank genome assembly. NCBI's taxonomy places the organism in Eukaryota, Metazoa, Nematoda, Chromadorea, Rhabditida, Strongylidae.
UCAAAGAAAUUUUUCGUAGACGAGUACCUCAUAUCUUUUCAAAAACUUCGUCGUCUGCAACUGACUUAUUAUAUCUGUCUACAUUCUCAUUUUCAACUAAUCGUUAAGACAAAGAUGGCUGAAAAGACCGACUUCCAAAAGAAGCUACUGCAAAUCGGCAUACAUGGCAUGAUAUCGGCUUGUAUUGCUCUCGGUGACCAACUGCAGCUGUUCCAUGCACUUGCCAAAGUAGGAAGUGAAGAGAAACCAGCAAGCGCUGCACAAGUUGCAGAGGAAAGCGGUUGCAAGGAAAGAUAUGUGAAAGAGUGGCUGGCAGUGAUGGGCACUGCGGAUAUCAUUGCUGUCACGGAAGAUGAAAAGUUCUACAUCAGAAAGGAGCACAUCGAGGAUCUCACGGGCACCGCUAUAAUGAUGAAUUUCUUCUUGCCAAUGUCUCUAAAGCCGUACGACAAACUUUGUGAGGCAGUGAAGAAGGAUGGACCCAACGGGCUCGAUUAUUCGGAUUAUACAGCUGAAAUCUACAAGCAGAUAGACAGGUGCAGUGGAGCAAUGCAUAAGAAGCAUGUAAUUCCAGACUUCGUGCCUGCUUUAGGGUCUGACAUUAAGAAGAAACUCGAAGAAGGCAUAGAAUGUCUCGAUGUUGGAUGUGGCAGUGGACUUCACUCUUCGCUUUUAGCAGAAGAAUUUCCCAAUUCACAAUUCGUUGGGAUCGACUACACAGCAGAUGCAAUCAAUUUGGCAAAGGAGAAGAAGAAGGCUAAUGGCGGAAAGUUCAAUAAUCUGACGUUUUUGCAAAUGAAUGGAGCAGAAUUGGAUCCAGAAUGGACAAAUAAAUUCGAUUUGGUUAUAAUCUUUGACGCUUGCCACGACCAAACUAGGCCUGAUCUGUGUUUGAAAGAGAUCUAUCGUGUUCUCAAACCAGGAGGUGUUUUUGGAAUGGUGGAGGUCAACGGAACUUCCAACAUUUACGAGGACAGAAAAGUGUUUGGUGACAUGGCAGCAUUAAAUUAUGCGAUCUCUCUGUUCAACUGCCUAGCAGUCGGAAGUAAUUCGAAAGAUGCCCUUUGUCUUGGUUCCAUGUGGGGUAAAGAACGAGCAAAGAAGUUGCUGAACGAUGCAGGCUUCCACAAUGUCGACGUCAUUCCAACACCGUACUUCGAGACCAAUGUUCUGUAUCUUUGCAAAAAAGAGUAAAAGGCCCUCAAUUCUCUUUAAGUAAGCACAUGAUUCUGAUGUCACGAAGUAUCAGUACGUAUUUGUAU